Molecule: messenger RNA, 705 nt
Organism: Miscanthus lutarioriparius
Lineage: Eukaryota; Viridiplantae; Streptophyta; Magnoliopsida; Poales; Poaceae
Source: the annotation of a GenBank genome assembly
AUGGGCUCGCCGCUCCGCACCGUCACCGUGCAUCUCCGUCGCUCGUUGUCCUCGUCGCCAGCGGUUACCGUGGCGAUCGCGGUGGACGGCGGCUCCGGGGUGGACCUGGCGCGGGUGGGGCUUGCGCUGGGGCUGGACCCCGCCUCCGUCCGCCCCAACGGCUACUUCCUCAGCCGCGGCCCCGGCCACGUCUGCUCUGCCGUCACGUGGCGCGCGCUCCUCGCCUUCUUCGCGAAGCGCGGCCUGCCCACUGGCGCCGACGCCGCCGCGCCCGUUGUCGUACACGGCAAGCCCGCCGCGCCAACUGCGCCGGCCUCAGAUCCAACAACUCCUCCAUGCCCAAAGCGAAAACCAGGAGUGGAAGUAGAAAGAUGUCCCAAGAAGAGCAAGCCUCAAGAGAACAAAUCAGCUCUUCCAAAACGAAGGCACGAUGUACUCAGCGAUGAAAUCAUCCUUGGUCUAAAGAGAAGACUCAGGCUGGACGACCCAAUCCCAGCUAAGAAGAUCAAGCAAGUAGAACGCGACUCAGAGACACAGCAACCAGUUAAAUUUUCUUGCGGCUUUGUGAAUGCAAAUGGAAAGCGGCUACGGGAUGAGGAGACGCAGCAACCAGUUAAAUUUUCCUGCGGCUUUGUGAAUGCAAAUGGAAAGCGGCUACGGGAUGAGGAGAUGAUCACCUCGCUUUCAUGUAAAAGAGUUCGGUGA